Chrysoperla carnea is the source of this 3011-nucleotide messenger RNA. RefSeq names its product band 4.1-like protein 4. Lineage: Eukaryota; Metazoa; Arthropoda; Insecta; Neuroptera; Chrysopidae. Bases 81 to 2879 code for a protein of 932 amino acids. The record is from RefSeq and is a predicted model, not a curated record. The transcript is spliced from 15 exons. Gene Ontology annotation, cellular component: cytoskeleton.
UUUGAAAAUUUAAAUUUUGGAAGGGCGGGAAAGUUUUCUUGUUGUAAAUUUAAUUUUAUGGUGCAAUAAAAUUGGACAAAAUGAGGGACUAUUUUUGUUUCCUUUGUCCAACAGUUAGGGUGAUUAAUUGUUCCGUAUUUUUUCUGGACGACCACACAUGUGAAUUUCCUAUGGAGGACAAUAAUACCGGUCAAAUGUUAUUGGAAGAAGUUUUUCAUCAUUUAAAUUUAAUGGAAACAGCGUAUUUUGGAUUACGAUACUUGGAUUCACGAAACCAAACACAUUGGCUAGAUCCCACAAAAACGUUACAUAAACAAUUAAAUUGGAAUACAUCGACGAGUAAUCGUAAUACGGAUACAGUUCCGACUUAUGUACUAUAUUUUGGUGUGAAAUUUUAUGCUGUCGAUCCAUGUAAAUUAAUCGAAGAAAUUACUAGAUAUCAAUUUUUCUUACAAGUUAAACAAGACGUUUUACAAGGAAGAUUACCUGUUUCCUUUGAAAUGGCUGCGGAAUUGGGUGGUUACAUAGUGCAAUCGGAAUUAGGCGAUUACGAUCCUCAACAAUUAGCACCCGGUUAUUUAUCAGAAUUUCGAUUUCUACAUAGCCAAACAGUUGAAUUAGAAAAUCGUAUUGCUGAAUAUCAUAAAGCUAAUGUAGGAAUGCCACCAUCUAUGGCCGAAUUAAAUUACCUAGAAAAAGUCAAAUGGUUAGAAUUAUAUGGAGUCGAUUUACACGCAGUAUUAGGUGAAGAUAAUGUUGAUUAUUUUUUGGGCCUAACACCGAGCGGUAUUGUUGUGUUACGUAAUACGGCGAUUGUUGGUAAUUAUUAUUGGCCAAGAAUUACAAAAAUUCAUUUUACUGGUUGCUAUUUUAUGUUACGGGUCGCUGAUAAAAAUAACGAUGAAAGUACGUAUGGAUUUGAAACACCAUCGAAAGCAGCUUGUAAGCAUCUAUGGAAAUGUUGCUUAGAACAUCAUGCUUUUUUUCGAUUGUAUCAAGUUUCACCGAGUACCGCCGCUGAUAUUUUUGGUUUAGGAUCACGAUUUCGAUUUAGUGGGCGAACGGAAAAACAAGCUGCCCAAGAUGCAAAAUUAUGUGUUCGUGCGCCACCAUCGUUUUCUAGAACACUUUCUCAUCGACGAAAUGCUGAUGGUACAAAAUCAGAACGAAAUGGAGAUAAUAGUCAAAAUAAAGAAAUUAAAUUAGUUUCAAUACCUCAACCGGUUCAAAUAUCGGAUAAUCCGUAUAGAUCAUUAACAAAUAUCGGUACAACUAGAUCUCAAAAAUCUGAGCUUGGUGGUGGAAACGAUUCGCCACGGAGUACAAGAAGUGCUCCAUGGACUCAAUCCCAACAGCAAAAAGGUUUAUAUGGAAAUGGCGGUACCACACAACGGUCACCAAGUUCGUUAGAUGCAAUUGUUUCGACCUUACAACGAUCACAGCAAUCGAAUAUACGACAGCGAUCAUCCUCGGUGGAUAGUCAUAGUUCAACGGAUUCGAGAAGUAUGCGUGGCGUUAAAUAUCGUCAUCAUCAAAGUCGUGCACAUUCCGAUAAUGAAAGUGAAUUAUCAAAGAGUUCGAAUCGUUCACGACGACAUCGACAUUCAUCGGGACAUCGAAGAUCUACAGGCACCGAUAUGGAUCCUUCACAAAUGUCUUCCUCCAAGUAUGAGGAUUUAAAAUUAGUCGAAUCGAAACAGCAAUGGCGUGAGGUACAAAGAUUAAAGAACGGUCGAAGUGUUCAACAAGCGAACAUCGUAACAAAUCGUCGAUCGAGUGUUGUAAAUAGUUGUCAUGAAUCCGAAUCAGAAAUGUCGUAUCGACAGAAUGCUUCACGACGUCAUCGAAAGCAUCGAUCCAGAUCACGAUCACCGGCCGAAGCAAAAGCACCAUGGUUAAGUGAAGAAUUAAAGAAACAUGUGGAGUUCGAUUUAAUUGAUACAACUGGCAUGUCGCAGGCCCAACUCAAAGAAAUACCGUACACGGUCGUUAAGACCAGUCAUGCGAAACAAGUCAAAUUAAAAUAUGGUACAUCCAAUUCGAAUAAGAAGAACCUAAAUGUACAGUCAAAAUCGUCGCAUAUGAUACAAAAUCCAGAAUAUAGUCGAAAUACAAAUGGUGCUGUUCCUGGCUUUAAUCAUGAGCAUACCGAUUCAGGUUUAGGCGGUGAACAAGAAUACGAGGAUAGAUGGAUCCAAUCAGCACGUCGAUACGACCCAACCCGUUCCUCUGCGUCAACAACGCAUGACGUAACUACCUCAGUCCACAAUCCAAAUCCAAAUAAUAUAAAUAAUAAUCCAAAUAAUGCAAUAAAUAAUUGUGUAAGUAAUAUGAAUAUGAAUAUGAGUAUGGGUAUGGGUCUUGAUCCAUCGAUCCAUCGAUCCACACAGUCGUACGUAGGUCAUGACGAUCCACAUCGUAUUUUGAAUACCAAUACCAAUACGUCAUCGGCUACGUCAUCAUUUGUGAGUAAAACUUCAUCUAGAUUACAAUUAGGGUCAGGCAUUGGCACAGGCGCUACAACAUCUAAAUAUAAUAAUAUGCUGACAUCCGCUUCCUCUUCUGCUUAUAAUCAAACUCUUUUGGCAAGUAGAGGUUCUUCUGUUAAUAGAGAUUUAUCUGUGAGACUUUUUGCCACUUUGGAACCGAAACACAAUUCUGCUUCUAAUAAUAGCUUUAAUCAUAAUUUAUUACCUUAUAUUGGAACAAAUUAUAUUAAUCAAAAUCAAAACCAAAAAAUACAAUACGUUCCAAAUAAUACGACGUCCACGUCCAAUGAUCAUGGUCAUGGCUCUAAUUAUUUGGGUUAUGGUAGUUUGGGUCGCGUAUUUGUACAUCGUGACGGACCAUUAAGAUUACGCAAGAAUCAUGUUGUUUAAAACGUCCGAAAUUGUAAACGUUAUAUGGCAAAUGAUAAUCAUCGAUAUGAUCAAAAUCCAAAUUUAAAUAAGAAUACGUUAAAUAAAUCGAAUGGAAAAAAUGGCGGACCUGUGGGAGCCACUGAAAUGACC